Messenger RNA from Cyprinodon tularosa, 3108 nucleotides. RefSeq names its product glycine receptor, alpha 2 (gene glra2). Gene Ontology annotation, cellular component: synapse; neuron projection; plasma membrane. The record is from RefSeq and is a predicted model, not a curated record. Lineage: Eukaryota; Metazoa; Chordata; Actinopteri; Cyprinodontiformes; Cyprinodontidae. The coding region runs from base 448 to 1944 and encodes 498 amino acids. Gene Ontology annotation, biological process: chloride transmembrane transport; regulation of membrane potential; nervous system process. The transcript has 9 exons. Gene Ontology annotation, molecular function: glycine binding; transmembrane signaling receptor activity; transmitter-gated monoatomic ion channel activity.
AAGAAAGAAAAGCGGGGGAAAGGCGUUCCUGUCUCAUUCUUUGAGAGCCAUUCGAACCCAAAAACGUCUCUACUUCCCAGAUAUCAACAUCCCUGGUAGAAUAUUUAGCCUUUUUAGAGUUCAGUCACCCUCCACCCCUCAAAAAGAAACUGCAAGUCGAUGCGUCUUGGAGUUUACAGUAUUUCGACGUCUGGUUUGUUUUUCCCAUCUCCGGGAGGACUGAUGUUUCCCUACACCUUAUCAGUCAGAUUUUGUAAAUCUGACGUCUUGGUAAACUGAACUAUGAAGUCUGGUUGGAUUGAGGAAUGUCUCCCCCGUUUCUGCGUGACCCGAGACAGCCCGAACGCCAACGACUUCGCCAGGAGGAGAGCGCCUCUGUCCCCAUCUGGAUUAUGUGUUUGACUGAUGUGAAUCAUAUGGAAGAAAUAGAAUAGAAAGGUGAAGCACAUGGGGAAACCACCGGGAAUGAAACACUCCUUCAUGAAGGGUUUAGCAGCUUUAUUCACAUACUUUAUAGAGAUGAGCAACUUCAGAGUCGUGGACGCCAAGGAGUACGAUUCUAGGUCCUCCACCAAUAUGUCUCCAUCAGACUUUCUGGACUCGCUCAUGGGUCGCACGUCCGGCUACGAUGCAAGAAUACGACCCAAUUUCAAAGGUCCUCCUGUAAACGUUACAUGCAAUAUUUUUAUCAACAGCUUCGGUUCUGUCACAGAGACAACCAUGGUGAGUUCUUCUGGAUUUUAUCUUGAUAUCUUCCCUGUCCAAUUUGUCAAUGUGUUAUUUAUUCCUCAACCUGCAGGUCCACCAGUUAAUGUUACCUGCAACAUAUUUAUCAACAGCUUUGGUUCUAUAGCAGAAACUACAAUGGAUUACAGAGUGAACAUCUUCCUGCGACAGAAGUGGAACGACCCUCGACUGGCAUACAGUAAAUACCCAGACUCCUCGCUGGACCUGGACCCGUCCAUGCUGGACUCCAUAUGGAAGCCAGACCUUUUCUUUGCCAAUGAGAAGGGGGCCAACUUCCAUGACGUCACCACGGACAACAAGCUGCUACGCAUCUUUAAGGAUGGAACUGUGUUGUACAGUAUUAGGUUGACUCUUAUUCUGUCAUGUCCAAUGGAUCUGAAAAACUUCCCAAUGGAUGUGCAAACCUGUACGAUGCAGCUGGAGAGUUUUGGCUACACUAUGAACGACUUGGUUUUUGAGUGGCUGGAGAACGGUGCGGUGCAGGUGUCAGAGGGACUCACCCUGCCUCAGUUCAUCAUGAGGGAAGAGAAGGAGUUGGGAUACUGCACUAAACAUUAUAAUACUGGCAAAUUCACCUGUAUUGAAGUUAAAUUCCACCUGGAACGACAAAUGGGCUACUACUUGAUCCAGAUGUACAUUCCUUCUCUCCUCAUCGUCAUCCUCUCCUGGGUUUCUUUUUGGAUCAAUAUGGAUGCUGCUCCUGCGAGAGUGGCACUGGGCAUCACCACUGUGCUUACGAUGACCACUCAAAGCUCUGGCUCUAGAGCUUCUCUUCCAAAGGUCUCGUACGUGAAAGCCAUUGAUAUCUGGAUGGCUGUGUGUCUGCUCUUUGUAUUUGCUGCAUUGCUAGAAUAUGCUGGGGUUAAUUUUGUCUCCAGGCAACAGAAAGAGUUCCUCCGCCUGAGGCGAAGACAAAGACGGAAUAACAAGGAAGAUGAAGGCCGUUUUAAUUUUACCGGCUACAACAUGAGUCAGUGUAUGCCAACAAAGGAGGCCGUUAAGAACGCUGUUCCGACUCCGAACCCCCAGCCAUCAACUCCAAAGGACAUUGAUGCUAUGAGGAAAAAGUUUGUGGACAGAGCCAAGAGGAUAGACACCAUCUCCCGGGCGGCCUUCCCGCUGGCGUUUUUGAUCUUCAACGUCUUCUACUGGAUCACGUAUAAGAUCAUUCGACACGAAGACGUCCAUAAACAGUAACAUGGACUCAAACCUCAGCUGGUAAUGUUGUAUUUUUCCUUUCUCAGAUUGAGAAAUGCUCGGGAAACUGCCUGCCUAGAGCCACCAUGGCAGCAAUGGGGGUGUUUUUUCAGGGAUAAUGUUCAGUGUUUAUGCAUCAUAAAAGUAAAAUGCUCACGUAUCUGACAAUGAAAAGGCUCUUGAAUCACAGAUGCUUUGUUUGUUCUUGUGUGCUGCCUAGUAUCUGAUACAGACUUAGUAAGUCGGCGAAGAAGACGGACCAAAACCCUCUUGAAUCUGGCGUGCUCUGGCAUCACUACAACCAAGGAGAACGUUUAACAUUCCAUGGAUUUGUGACUGUAAGCUAGCGUAGAUCCUUUUUUUUAAAGAAAAUUUCUUAUCAAUGAUGUUUAAACUGUUUUAUAGUGUACUAUUGUUUUGGCACUUCUCUCUGUUUUUCUGUUUAAAACCUGUUCUUACCAAGCAGAGCAUGUAUAAAUGUAUUAAAUAUUAAGGAGCUGCACAUGUCUCAGGUAUCGCUGUAAAAGGAGAUGGAACUCUGGGGUGGAGAUGUAUAGUUUCCAUUUCUAUGAAAUACCUGAAGCCUUAGAUAUUAGAUUUGGUUUGAAAGAAGUGCUACGCUCUUAGAUAUAUCUACCAAGUAUUCACCUGAUACCUGAUGUCACAAAAGGUUUUAAGCUUUGUUUAAGUGGUUUUAGGUUCUGCCUAUCAUUUUUGUGUUUCUCAAAGAAAGCUUGCCACAGGAGGCUUUCUAAACAAAUGUAUAACUGGACCAAACUUUGAUUGUACAUUUCUUUGUGUUGUCAUAUGCAUAUUAAUUAUUACACCAGGUACUUACUCCAGGUAUAUUUGGUACUCUGUUUUGUAGAUUUAGUUAAAUUGGAUAUUUAUUGUAAUGUCUGAAAGAUCAUGUUUAUAAAGUUAUAUCUUCGUGUAAAACUAUUCACUUUCUAAUGCAGACUAUUUUUCUUCAUUUUGAGAAUUUGUGGAGACCAUCAACAGUGAAGUAUGGAUCUACAAUUAACAAAUUAACAGAACAAAGUACAAGCUAUACAAAGCAGCUAAUGGUAACUGCACUCCUUAACAAAUUAUUUUCUUAAAUGCUAUUCAUGAAGAAUGAUUAUUUACUGACCUGUAUAUAAAUAAAAGUGACUGUGCACGAUA